Messenger RNA from Juglans microcarpa x Juglans regia, 2432 nucleotides. Its product is annotated as MICOS complex subunit MIC60. The transcript has 12 exons. NCBI's taxonomy places the organism in Eukaryota, Viridiplantae, Streptophyta, Magnoliopsida, Fagales, Juglandaceae. Gene Ontology annotation, biological process: cristae formation. Gene Ontology annotation, cellular component: MICOS complex. The record is from RefSeq and is a predicted model, not a curated record. The coding region runs from base 262 to 2214 and encodes 650 amino acids.
UAUUACAAAACUAUGCUCAAUACGGAGACACUUCCUUUGUAACGAAGAAAUAUUGCCUCCGCCACCGAUAGCGCCCUUUCUCUACGGCAGCUACCGGCGUCAGUGCGAUUGUUCUUUCCGUUUCAAUUUGAUGCCAAGAACCUUCUGAAAUCUUAAACUACCUCCUGAACCCUUCCUCUCGCUCUUUCGGUCGGUAAUUUUCUCGAGCAACUUCACCACGCCAUUGCCCUCACAUUUCAUUCUCUCAGAGAAACAAAUACCAUGUUACGGAGGUCGGUUUUGGAAAUCUCAUCGCUCCGAGCACUUAGAAGGAUCCCGAGGCAGAUUACUACUCAGAUACCUACACAUUCUUCAAGAAAGGAAUUCUCAACCAGACAUCCACAAAAUGCAUCCUCACAACCUGGUUCUGCGGGCAGGCCACAUGACUCUGGCUUUUUACCAAAGUUGAUUGUUGGAAGUGUUGCAAUUGGUGCUGCAUUCUUUGCAGCUUAUCAAACUGGCUAUCUAGAUCAAUUUCUGAAUAAAGAGCAGCAUUCUUCAUUCAAGGAAGCUAAGGUUCAUAUUGAGAAUAGAGAUCCAAAGGAUAUCCAACAUUCAGUGGAGAGAUUAAUUUCUAGUGGUAGUAAAGAGCCUAAUAAACUUGAAAGCCAGCAUCCAGGAGAGCAAUUAGUUUCACAUGAAAGUGAAGAGGCUAACAAGUUUAGUCCCACUGCUGAGCAUGGCAAUCCAAAGGUCGAAGAUCUGAAAAACCACUCUCAGGUGCAAGAUAAAUCUGACAUUAUACCUGGCGAAGAUCUUAUUCCCAUCCAAGAGAAAGACUCGCUGAAACACUCUCAAAUAAGUGUGGAGUCUAAUGAGCAAAGUGCAGAUUCUGGAAUCUCAUCUGAAGGGAGUCCUGACAUAGAAAGCACAGAGGAAGAUACUGGUAAGACUCAGGAUGGAAUUGAUACAGCACCUGCGGCUACCCAGGUUGGUGCAGUCUUAGAAGAAAGUGAUAUGAAAACUUUGCCACCCGAGCAUCUUAACACUGAAAAUAGACCAGAGGAUGUAUCUGGUAAUGAUUUAAAAUCAUCAGGUUCACUCCUUGAGGCAUAUAGUUUAAGGGAUCAAACUGAUCACAGCGCUGCAACUUCUUUAAAAAGUCAGGGAAAUAACGAAAGCAAUACAGUAAAUGAGGCUCUAAUUAGUGCGGCUGGGGAGUUGAGUGAUGCUUACAUAUCCAAAGAUGGAAAGUUGGUGCUUGAUUUCUUAGAAUCCAUUCAUGCUGCUGAAGAAAGGCAAGCUGAGUUAGAUGCUCGUGUUUUUGCAGAAGAAAAGAGAGUGUUGAAGGAGAAGUAUGAAAGGAAUUUAAAGGAUGCAUCAGCUAGGGAACUCAUGCGAGCAGAGGAGGCUGCAAUGUUGGAUAAGGAAUUAAAGAGAGAAAAAUCAAAAGCAGCUCAUGCUCUCAAGUCACUUCAGGAAAAAUUGGAAGAGAAACUCAAGAUGGAACUUGAACAGAAGGAAAAUGAGGCAGAAUUAAAGUUAAAUAAACUUCAGGAGUUUGCAAAAGCAGAAUUGGCCGCAGCAAUCGCAAGUGAGAAGGCUGCCCAGAUUGAGAAAAUGGCAGAAGCAAAUCUUCAUAUAAAUGCCUUGUGCAUGGCAUUCUAUGCACGAUCCGAAGAAGCUCGUCAGAGUCACUUUGCCCACAAGCUUGCUUUGGGAGCAGUUGCACUAGAAGAUGCACUUUCAAAAGGACUACCAAUUCAGACAGAAAUAGAUGCUUUGCGCUCAUAUCUUGAUAGCAGUGGUAAAGACUCUGUUUUAGAUUUGGUCUUGUACUCUCUUCCCGAAGAAACACUUAAAAAUGGUGCUGAUACUCCAUUGCAAUUGAAUCAUAAGUUUGAUGCCUUGAAAGGGACGCUACGGCACUUCAGCCUGAUCCCACCUGGAGGUGGCGGCAUCUUGGCACAUUCUUUGGCACAUGUUGCAUCCUUGUUAAAGGUCAAGGAAGUUGAUCAGUCGGGUGAUGGAAUUGAAUCUGUCAUCAAUAGAGUUGAGAACUAUAUGCGGGAAGGAAAACUUGCCGAAGCAGCAGAUGCUCUUGAAGAAGGUGUUAGAGACACCCAAGCUGCAGAAAUAGUCGGUGAUUGGGUGAGGCAAGUGAGGAACAGGGCUAUUACAGAGCAAGCUCUGAUUCUGCUUCAAUCUUAUGCUACUGCCAUUAGCCUUAGUUAGCAAAUGAAUUUGAACGUCUUCUGAUUCUUUGAUCUAUUAGUUGAGUUUGCAAAAUGGUCUGGUUUUUCAGACCACUACCCAGAACAAGACAACCUUUCCUCCUCCGAGGCUUGAGCAGCCCAAGUUUAUGGCGGUUUUUGUAUGUAAUUGCAAUGUACUCGUGACCUCGUGUUGGAUUAUCAACGACCUCACCUCUAAAUAAAAUUUUGUUUUAAUGC